UGUUGAGUGACAAAAUUUUUUUUGCUUCUGUGGAAUAUCAAGAACGGAAUAAGUACCAGGUUAUGUAAUCGAAAAACAUUUGAAUUUUGGAAAAAUUCCCCUUAAUUCUGCUGCCCAUAUGCUAUUGGUUUGUGAAUGAUUCAAAAGCUAACGUCAGAAAACUAGGAAAAAUGCCCCUCCCGGGUAAAGCGAAAGAUACUCAGCCAGCGAAAAAGACUGGAAUCAUUUCUGGCGUACUGAAGAAAUUCCACGCUACCAAGAACUCCAGCUCAAAAUCCUCCAAGAAAAAAGCGAAAUCAUCCGACCGACCGCCAUCCAAUCCGAAAUUGGAUAGCCAGUUGAAUCCCGCCGCCGAAGAAAUCAUCACACUGUCGUCGGGCAGCGAGGACUCCGGCGUACGUCGCAGUUCGUCGCCCGAAGACAGCCAGUGUCUCGAUCGCAUCAGUGAUGUACAGGCGCCUUAUUUCGCCCGGAAAAAACCCUUGGCUAAAAAGGAGCUCAACAGCCAGGGCCAGUCGGAUUCGGAUUUAUCCGAAGGGGAGAUACGGGAUGGAGACUCGGGGAGGCUGGCGGUGGAGGAUGAAAAGCCAAAGAAGCAAAAACCAUUGGCGAAACGGCCCGUUAACGCAACCAAGGCAGAUGCACCACGCAAGACGGAGAAAUCCAGAGCCGACACCGAUACUGGUAAAACCAAAGCGGGCGAGAAAGGAACAAGUGGUAGCCAAGUGGCCAAGGUGUCUUCUAAGCCAAAGUUGGAGUCGAAAAACAAAUCACUUGGUGAGAACAACGGGCAGCGUGAUCAAGAAAGUUCUUCCGUUUCUGUUAGCCCUGGUCCUUCGAAAACGGGUGGGAAUUUUGUGAAUGGAAUUACCACGAAAGACGAUAUAUCUCAGAAAAAGAACGGACCAGCGACUGCCGAAUCGGUUCCCUUAAUCCAAGUGUCAUUUCUGAAUUCCUACCUGAAAACGAAAUACGAUUCUACAUUUCGCAAGCUUAUUGAAGGAAUUAUCGCGCGCGAGCAAGCUAAUUUGACGGAGAUUUAUGCUGCUGGGGCCGAGAAUGAGGCAGUGGAUGUUGUUUACCAUGAUUGUUUCGAAAUCGACACGAAUCUUGCCGGCAGUGACGAUGAAUCGUCCGACGAAGAAGGCGACCCAUUCGGUCUUGAUAUGGCAAACAUGGUUUCGCUCGCUUUACCGGAGGUUGCUAAUGCGGAAGUGCCUACCGCCCAGGAACUAGCCGUUACCAAAAAAAAGUCAGGUUGCUUUAACUGCGGUGGAAACCACAACCUGUAUGAUUGCACGGAGCCGCUUGAUCAUGCUCAGAUCAACAAGCGCAAACAGGAAUUCUUCAACUCUGCCCCCAUGGCCGGAUCAAAUCGCUAUCAUGAGAAUGUUCCGGAUGAAGAUCGUGUUCGCCCCAGCGAUUUCCCCGACUGUGGGCCGGGUAAAAUAAGUGCGGAUUUGCAGAGUGCUCUAGGUUUAGACCGGAAAGAAGUGCCGCCGUGGAUUCUGCGGAUGCGCAGCUGUGGUUUUCCGCCCGGAUACAUCCGCAGUUGUGUCGUCGAGAAAUCGGGCUUGGAUUUCAUUCAUGAAGUCGAUGACGUUGCCGCUGAAGAAGAAGGAGUUAAGUUCGAUUUCUCGAAAUUGCCAUCUUAUCCCGGAUUUUCCGCACCUUUUACCCGGGAAGUACAAAGAGGACCUUUCUUUCGCCACUACGAAGAACCGUUGCUCCUACAGUCCAAUGACACCGUGAUCCGUCUCCUGCAGAGCGUGGUAAGUGUCUGGAUAGAAGUUCCGUGCAGUCGCAAUGGUUUUUGUCACCAGGCACCCGCACCAUCCGGCCAGCCACGCUCCCCGUCCCCGGAGGUGGCGGAUAUGGACAUGUCCGACGAGGAAACCAGCACCCGUCACCAGCCGACCUUCGUCUGCCCCUCGGUUAUCCCCGCAUCACCGGACGCAUCUCCCAGCAAAGAGAUCGUCAGUCUGGGCAGUGGUGACAGCAGUCGUUACGCGUCCCAGGAGAGUCUAUCAUCCAUUCAGGGUUUGGAAGUGUACGAUGUGGCCCGCAACGGCGGCAUGGUGGGUGUCAGUCAGCAGGUGUCUUUUGAAAUUGUGGAAACACUGACACCGGUGACGACGCACCAGCCCCAUGAAGCCCGUGUCCUUAAGUCGACAUCGAUGAUGUUCCUGAACAGUGUGGUCAAAUCAGCCGAUCUGCCGCAUUUGGAUAGUUUUGCCGCCGGUGUACCGUUGUUUGUGCACGAUGAAAGUCCGAGCACGGGGCGGUAUCAUAAUAUCCGCAAUACACUGGCGGAAACCAGGAAGCGUAAACGCGACACGAAUAAGUUUGAAUGAGUAUAAUUUGUCAUGUCCUCACUGUACUGCAGGUAAGUGGAGGAGCAGCCAGGCAUCAGAUUUUGUGGCACAACUUGUAAAUGAAUUGUUGUAAUACGGUCGACACUUUUCGUCCACUUGGUAAAUGGUUUUGGCGGGGAACCUAAUCUUUAACUGACCUAAUAAUGGGUAUUUGCUAUUUGGUGAGCCUUUAAAUGUAUUUGGAGCAAAUUCUUUUGUUUUAUCCGAAAGAUUUAAUAACAUUGGUUUUGAAAUGGUUUUCAUACUAAAUAUUGUAUUGAUGUCAUGAUUGUGCCACAAAAGCUUGGAACUGAAAUAAAAAGUGAUUUCCAGGGAAUUUGGAUUGUUGUGCGUUU
Molecule: messenger RNA, 2710 nt
Organism: Paramacrobiotus metropolitanus
Lineage: Eukaryota; Metazoa; Tardigrada; Eutardigrada; Parachela; Macrobiotidae
Exons: 12
Coding region: 171-2354 (727 amino acids)
Cellular component (GO): catalytic step 2 spliceosome
Molecular function (GO): RNA binding
Source: RefSeq, a predicted model, not a curated record